Molecule: messenger RNA, 1851 nt
Organism: Spinacia oleracea (spinach)
Lineage: Eukaryota; Viridiplantae; Streptophyta; Magnoliopsida; Caryophyllales; Amaranthaceae
Exons: 3
Coding region: 1-1851 (616 amino acids)
Source: RefSeq, a predicted model, not a curated record
AUGGGAAAGCGCCGGCGGUGGCAAGGGAACGACAAUCCGCGAGCAGUGGUGGUGGUGCGCCGCUGGUGGUGGCUGAGCAAAGAGAGGAGCAAGAUUUUGGGUUUCCUGGUUCACGUGAAGUUGCCUAAUCUAGGCAAGCUUUACCAGAAGAUUUUUCAGAAUUGGUGCUUCACUACUAAUGCUAGCUAUCACAGUGGAGGUAGAAUUGUUGUUGCUUGGAAGUUAGGAAGUUUCAAUGUUAACAUAACAGCUGCUUCUAGCCAGUUUGUUCAUUGUCAUAUCAGUCCAGUGAGUGGUAUGACCCCUUUUCAUUGUACUUUUAUCUAUGCUUUCAAUGAGAGUCAUAUGAGGAAAGAGCUAUGGAGAGAUUUACAAUUGCUGAAUGUCCAAGGACCUUGGAUAUUAUGUGGUGAUUUUAACUGUGUUAUGCAUAUGGAAGAGAAGAUAGGUAUGCCUGUAAGGCAAGCUGAUAUUGUGGAUAUUAGUAAUUGUAUGCAUGUGUGUGGCAUGGAAGAUAUAAAGAGUGUUGGCAAUUUCUUUACCUGGAACAACAAACAACAGGGGCAAUUUGAUCAUUCUCCUGGACUUCUCACUGUCUAUCCUAGAAGUGAUGGAGGAAGGAAACCAUUCAAGUAUUUUACUAUGUGGAAAUCUUCCCCCAUUUUUCUUGAUACUAUACAAAUGGCUUGGAAUUCCCAGUGUUUUGGCAGCAAAAUGUAUGUUUUGACCAACAAAUUGAAGAAAGUUAAAGCUUCUCUUAAGGAGCUGAAUAGAGUUGGGUUCACUGAUAUUCAGGCAGCUUAUUUGAAAGCUCAUCAUGGCAUGAUUGCUGCUCAGGAGGCAAUGCAUCUGAAUCCACAUGAUAAGGAGUUAGCAAAUAUGGAGCUGCAAGCAAUUCAAGAGUAUAGAACCACUCAUAAAGCCUAUCUAGACUUUCUGAAACAAAAAGCUAAAGUGGAGUGGAUUAAAAAUGGGGAUGAAAACACUUCAUUGUUUCAUCAGAGUAUUAAAAGCAGAAGACUGCAGAAUCAAGUGUAUAGUAUUUUUGACAAGGAUGGGGUGUGGAGGGAUAAACCUGAUGAGGUGUCAGGUGCUUUCUUGGAUUAUUACACAGAACUUCUGGGAAGUGUUCAUGAUAAUAGAACACAUGUUAUUAAACAGAUAGUUCAGUCUGGUCCUAUCUGUCAGAAUCAUCACAAAGAUAUUCUCAAUGCUCCAUAUACUGCUGAUGAAGUUAAAGCUGCCUUGUUUUCUAUUCCAGGAGUCAAGGCUCCAGGUCCUGAUGGUUUUGGUUCCUAUUUUUACAAAGAUGCAUGGUCCAUAGUGGGGGAUGAUGUUGUUUCAGCUGUAUUAGAUGUACUUCAGCAUGGCAAGCUACUCAAGGAGCUUAAUCAUACUGUAAUUACUUUGAUUCCUAAGGUCAAAUGUCCAAGAAAUGUAAGUGAGUUCAGACCCAUUUCAUGCUGCAACACACUGUACAAAUGUGUUACUAAAGUUUUGUGUGCAAGACUUAGACAAAUUCUUCCUGAUUUGAUCUUUGAGAAUCAAGGGGGGUUUGUUCAUGGGAGGUAUAUUGUUCAUAAUAUCAUGGUUGUCCAAGAUCUUGUUAGGCAUUAUGGGAGGAAAGGAGUGAAGCCAAGCUGUUUAAUGAAGAUUGAUCUCCAAAAGGCCUAUGACACUGUUGAUUGGAACUUUCUAAAGGAUAUGUUGACUUAUCUGGACUUCCCUGAGCAGUUUGUUAACCUAGCACUACUACAGAAAUACCAUUUAACAGCGCUUGUUUUUGCAUUUAACAGCGCUUCUAAGAGCGCUGUUAAUCGCUCCGCUGUUAAAAGAAAAAGGCACAUUUAA